UAUGGCAGACUGCAGUAAAUACAGUGUUGAAGAGGCGGGGUUUGACAUCUCGGCGCUGAAAACAUCUCUAAUCCAGUAUUUCAGGUGCCGAAGUCGACUGAGCGACCAUUGCUCGCUACCGCCGCGCAUCAGUGAGCCGCAGCGGGGACGCACGCCUCUCAAGCCGGAGUAAAAGAAAGAAAAGUGGACGGCAGCUGCUGGUGGACGGUCCGAAGUGGAAAUUUCGUGGAGGAAAGAAAGAAAGAAAGAAACCUUCCAACAAAAAAACAGCCAGUGAGAGUGAAGUUUCACCGGGUGCACUUUGUUGUUCCUGCUGCUCUGCCUUGACAUAACCAGCGACUCCUUCGGCUCUUCUCCCCCGAAACUCAACCAAAACACCCUUCUUCCGUGUGUUCCGGAGGAUAUUACCACACUUUGGAUUUUUAUUCUUUCUCAGCCCAACUGGAUAAAAACUCUACUGUGGUUGAACCUUUGAGAGGGACAGUCAUCUGCUGCUGAAUGUCCUGGAGAGCAUCAGGACCAUGUGGCUAAAUUUGCUUACAGGGGUGCGCAUUCCCUUCUGAAGCCACCAUCGACUCUAUAGGAUGGUUGAGACAUGUUCCCUUGUGGUUGAAAUGCAUCUAAUCAGGCUGCUGAUUUUCAAAGUUUUGCCGAAACGGAGACUUGGAUUGUAAUUUUUGUUUUUAUUUUUUAAAAAAUUUUUUCUAAUUCUUAAAGACUUCUCAGUAAACGGACAAAGUAAAAAGGUCUUCUCCGUGAGCUGCAGAAAUGGACUAGAAGCCCAUGUGUAGCAGGGCAGCUGCUGCAGCUUUUGGAAUAACUUAGCCUCAGACUUUUGGGGAGCCACUCCUUCAGGGGCCUAGGGAUCUGAUCCCACCAACACCCUGCCCUGUCGCCUGACGCUCCCACCUUUCUAAAGGCAGACUCCACUAUCCAAUGGCAUGGGUCAAGUUCUUCAGGAAGCCAGGGGGCAAUCUGGGGAAAUCGUACCAGCCGGGGAGCAUGCUGUCUCUGGCCCCCACCAAAGGACUGCUGAACGAGCCAGGCCAGAACAGCUGCUUCCUCAACAGUGCAGUGCAGGUACUAUGGCAACUGGACAUCUUCAGACGCAGCUUGAGGCAGCUACCUGGACACUUCUGUCUCGGAGAGUCAUGCAUUUUUUGUGCAUUAAAGGGCAUUUUCUCCCAGUUCCAGCACAGUCGGGAGCGUGCCUUGCCCUCUGACAACCUGCGUCACGCCUUGGCAGAGACCUUUAAGGACGAGCAGCGCUUCCAGCUGGGCUUCAUGGAUGAUGCCGCAGAGUGCUUUGAGAACAUACUGGAAAGGAUUCACCUGCACAUUGUGCCUGAGGAGACGGAUGCCUGCACUUCAAAGUCUUGCAUCACACAUCAGAAGUUUGCUAUGUCACUUUAUGAGCAGUCUGUGUGCCGUAGCUGUGGGGCAUCCUCCGACCCACUGCCGUUUACGGAGCUGGUGCAUUAUGUCUCCACCACCGCACUCUGUCAACAGAUGCUUCAGCGCAGAGACGAGUCUUUUGGAGAACUGUUACAAGCAGCAAGUACAAUUGGGGAUCUUCGAAACUGUCCAAGCAACUGUGGCCAAAGGAUCAAGAUCAGGCGAGUCCUCAUGAACUCCCCAGAAAUAGUUACCAUUGGCUUUGUAUGGGACUCUGAUCAGUCAGACCUGACUGAGGAUGUUAUCCGUUCACUGGGGCCUCAUCUCAGUCUCUCUGCGCUCUUCUACAGGGUGACAGAUGAACAUGCCAAAAAGGGAGAGCUGCUGCUCGUCGGAAUGAUUUGCUACUCCAGCCGCCACUACUGUGCCUUCGCCUUCCACACCAAAUCCUCCAAAUGGGUCUUCUUUGAUGAUGCGACAGUGAAAGAGAUUGGCUCCCGGUGGAAAGAUGUGGUCAGCAAAUGUAUCAAAGGUCACUUCCAGCCUCUCCUCCUUUUUUACUCCAACCCUGAUGGGAGUGCUAUCACCACAGAUGAUGCCUCAAGACAAAACAGCAGCCAGUCUCACUACAAGACGCCCGUCAAUGGGGAAGUUCAAGGCUUUGAGUCUCCAGUUUCAGCCCCCAAGAAGCUGGACCUGACCAGAGAGAAUGUGAAUGCUCUGUUGGGCCAAGAAUCUUUUAAACUGAAGAGCCCUUCGACGUUCAGCAGGGGUAGUGCUCAGACCAGCGGAGGACGAGGACCAGUGAAAAUUGGUACCAUCGAUCCCAGGAGUCGCUUAAAGGAGCUUUCUCGAGAAGUGGCCCAGAGAGUAGGAGAGGUGCGAGGGAUGCAUCCAACCAGAAGAGACCCUGAUAGGGGUGGUCAGCGGAGGCCAGAUACCCGCCACAGAGAUCCAGGUCAGGACAGGAUCUACUCCCGCUCUGCCUCCCCUCCAGAGAACGGCUUCAAACAACACAUGGAGACUCGACUGUACAGCAGCCAAGGAAAAGGUCCCAUUCGGGCCGAACGAACACCGCAGCUCGGUGGCCGGUCCUCCCACGAACCUUCUCGCUCCCACUCGAGGGCCCAAGUGCCACCCAAUGUGCCCACUAUUAGCAGUGGACAUCACAGCCGGAGACUAGAACACCUCUCUAAUGGAUACGAUACUGACAGCAGCCAAGACUCCAGAGAGCGCUCUGGAAGUGGAGGAAACGGCCGCAGCAGGUCCAGUCGGCCGUGGAAGCCCAUGCGGGAGGCUCUAAAUGUGGACAGUGUUUUGAGCGGCGUUGUUGGUGGCAAUUUAGUAAGUCAAGACCGAAGGCAGCACAGUCCGCGGAGAAGACCCAGUAGUCAGUCGCCCUCGCGUGACCGAGAGCGAGACAGAGAUUUUACGUGGGGAGGCCGGGAAGAACGAAAACCCAAGAGCCUGAUGACCAUCUAUGAGGAUGAGCAGAGGCAUGAAAGUGGUGGCAGUCGAAGCUCACUGGACUCAGAUGGCCGUGGGGGACACAGUGACAAGGACAGGUCAAAGGGCUCUGCAACGCUUAAAGUGCGCAAUGACAACUGGAAGAUCCAGAGAACUGAAUCUGGAUAUGAAAGCAGUGACAGGCUAAGCAACGGCUCAGCAAACCUCGACUCACCUGUUGUAGAAAACCUGUCUUCCAAGGACCUGCGGCCUAUACCUGAGCUGCAUCUGAUGAGGGAUCAUUUGCCUCAAAGAAGAAGUGAUGAUUAUAAGGCUGACAUGUUGCUCUCUGCGUUUUCCUCUGAUGAACAAGGAAGAAAAUCUCCAGAUCCACAAGACUCCAACAUCCAUUCUGGUCAACCCAUACAAAGAAAAAGAGCCUUCCGAUACACGCCGGGGAUCCUGGAGAGGAACAGUGGUCUGGACAGCGAAAGAGAAGAAAAUGUGGACGGUAGCCCUGUGAGCCCGGUGCCUCUUUACUUAGCAAAGACCAGCAGUUCUGAGUGGAACAGCUCUGAUGACCUUGCUGGACCCUUCUCUGAACAAGAAGACCCUGGCACCGGCCACAUGGACCAUUUCUCUCACAACUAUCCCCCACCUUUACCCCCCAAGACUUUUGGCAGCAGCCACCCCGACCCAUCUGGCUUCCACUCCCUGCCACCAGAGGUGCCAGCACGGUCAAGCCCCCGCAAUGAACCCAAAAAUGGCCUGUCCCCUCUCUCGCACACCACCGUCCGACGGUGGAUUGAGACACCUGCUGAGCACAGGCUUUCAUCCGACGCCAGCUCCAAGUCGGGGUCAUCGGACCAGGACAGGAACGAUCUGUCGGCCAGUGAAAGCGACGAGAGGUUACCCAGUCCAAAGCCCAGACACGACGACGAUACAGACUCCCCCUCUCUGACAGACAUGGUUCUUCCCACCACGUACUUUUCUGUGGAUAACUGCAUGACGGACACUUACCGGGCCAAAUACCAUAAGAGGCCUGCCUUGUACAUGAGAGCAGAGGACCAUACGUCAUCAGGGGAGAGCGAUAUCGAAGGGAGGGGGGUUCCUUUGCCAGAUCCACUAGAGCCUUCCAAAAGCAGAACAGAAUCAGGUUAUUCUACUACUAAGACUACUGCAAAGUGGAAUCCAGUCACUCAAAAAGGACUUGACGAGCAUGGUUUCCUAUAAUUCCUAUGAAUGAUCCUGUGACUGGAUACCAAAAAGGAAUCGUUAUGCACUAUGACUGCUGCACAGUGUGACUCCUUCCAACAGGGAUGUGUGUUGUCUCUUGUCACGUAGGACGUUGGACAUGAAACUGGAUGCCAAAGAGAUUGUAAAAAUAUCUGCUAUCUGGCUACUAAAAAGCUUUGAACAGUGAAUUUGCACAGUAGAGAGUAUAGAAAGGUACAAAAAGAAUUAUGCCUGAAACAUUUUGCUGGUAAGAUUCGUAAAGAAUGUGUCACAUAAAGCCACUUUACCACACAAGAGAUUAAGAGUUUUAUUUCACACAGAAAAAAAAACACUGUUCCUUGCAGUUCUACUUUCUCGGACAUCUUACAGAAUGCUUUUAUUUGUUUAACUACUCCCAUUUCAGUGUUAUGAGGUGUCUGCCCAAUUUCUGGUUUUGACAUAAUGCACCUGCCUUUCAGUGGGUUUUGAUAAAACACAGCUGCAGUUAGAGUCAGAACAUGUUUUUUUGGUAAAUUUUUGGACGUAAUCUUGGGCACACUUUUGGCACGGCUUACAAAAUGGAUCCCAAGGAUCCCUGUGAAUGUGAAUCUCCAGGACACCUGCAGUGGUUUUCGGCUGAUGUCUUUGCACAAUUGUUAAGGUGGAAAAAGCUAACAAACUUCAAUUCUUAUUUGUAUGUGGAGUUUAAUGACCUCUGCAUUUCGCCAGCAGAGGUCUUCUGCCUCUGUCCAGCUUUCUCCAGAGGAGGUGUGAUAAACCGAAAUAACUCACCAGUGAGAGUUUCCAGGAGUUGUAAGGUGAUGGGUUAAUAAGUUGAAUUGCUUGUCUUGCAGAAAAGUGUGUGGCACAUCCCUGUCUCCUCACAUGCACACCUGCACAUAUCCCAUCAUCUUUACAUAUUUACUGUUUCUAUGUCUUUGCACUGUUUCUUGUUUAUUAUGUUUAUUUUUACACUCCUUACAGUUAUAUUAUUUUUGUCUGUCGAAGAAUCUAAUAAUUUCUGAAGUCAGUCUGUUGUUUCUUAAAAAUAGCUCCUGUUAGCUGCAAAUCUGCGCUUGUGAGACGUGGACAUGCCACAGUGUAAUAGUGUCCUCUGCAGAACAACAGAGUGGGCUUGCUUUAUUUUUUUUGAAGGGGGUUAUUAAUAAUAUGUUGUAACUUUGGCUAGUUUACUAUUUUUGGUUCAGAUGUUUUAUAUAUGCAGCUGACUAAUGCACAGUGCCUUUUGUAUUUUUCUAUGUCAAGGCAAGAUUGAAUUGGAGCCAUGAUUUGUACAAUUGUUUGAUUUUAAAGAAUUUUUGUAACAUUUAAUUUUAUUUUUAUUGACUGUUAAAUAAACAGUUUUAUUUAACCAUA
Molecule: messenger RNA, 5433 nt
Organism: Amphiprion ocellaris (clown anemonefish)
Lineage: Eukaryota; Metazoa; Chordata; Actinopteri; Pomacentridae
Product: inactive ubiquitin carboxyl-terminal hydrolase 53
Exons: 17
Coding region: 937-4074 (1045 amino acids)
Biological process (GO): protein deubiquitination; sensory perception of sound; response to auditory stimulus
Cellular component (GO): cell-cell junction
Molecular function (GO): cysteine-type deubiquitinase activity
Source: RefSeq, a predicted model, not a curated record